ACUAUGGUAACGCUGUAUACUAUUGUGUUGCAACCACUGACGGCACUUUAGCGAGUUAACCAUAAAGACAACCGUAUUCCACCGUAUUUUACAACGACAGGAAAGUAACAGUAGUGUCUUCAGUUGCCGUCGAUCAUCUUCAUCCAUGAGCAGGUUUCUUGCCAGGAGACUAAAAAGUCUGGGUUUCCAAGUGGGGAUGUGCCGGAUAGAGACAAGUUCUUACCAAAGGAAUCCAUCAAGACAACACCAAGGUUUGGAGAACACACACAGUCGGCUGCACUGCCCGAUGACGAGCCGAAAAUGAAAGACUGGAGAAACGUUGCGCCCCCAGACUCAAAACUGACAGCUAUGCCUCUCCUGACACAGGGAACAGAGAGAGAACCGACCGAGGAAGAGGAUGUUGAGGAUGAAGACAUCACGGCACCAGUGGAGCUGAUAAUGGAGUUCCUCGGAGCUGCGGUGGACAGAGACUACCAGCUGGCCAGCAUACUGUGUCAGAUGAUUCUCAUCUAUGAACCAGACAAUCCUGAGGCCUCUGAGUUUCUCCCGCUGAUCCAGAGGAAGCUGUUGGAGGAGCAAGAGACAGAGCAGAGCACUGAGGAAAAAGAAGAAGAAGAAGACGAUGAGGACUCUGGGAGCGAUGAGGAGUCAUCUCAGAGCUCAAGCCGCUCCUCUUCAUCUUGCUCCUCCUCCUCACCCUUAGAUGAUGAAGAUAAUGAUGAAUAAAAGCAAGUAAACAGACACAAGCCGUGUUCUGCUUGUCACAUUUCCCCCUGAAAAUAACAGAGGCAACGACAGACACGGUGACCGGAUAUCUCUGCUGAAAAUGUAGAUAUUUUAACCCACGUAGCUACUACGUUGGUCUUAGUGCAUUUUGAAGAUGUUGUGACAAAUUGUAAAUUGUAUAAUUGUAUAAAAACAUUUUUCCUCUCCCUAAAAAAAUACAGAAAUCUCUCAUGUGAAAUAACCAAAGCUGCAGUGUGUAUGUGCUUUCAUGGCUUUCACUAUUAAACAGGCAGGACCCGACAAAAGGAUAAAUGAUCAACUACCAAUCCAACAUUUUUAACAUUACCUUUACGUGUUUGUCACCA
Molecule: messenger RNA, 1091 nt
Organism: Cyclopterus lumpus (lumpfish)
Lineage: Eukaryota; Metazoa; Chordata; Actinopteri; Perciformes; Cyclopteridae
Gene: erich2
Product: glutamate-rich 2
Exons: 8
Coding region: 301-726 (141 amino acids)
Source: RefSeq, a predicted model, not a curated record